AUGGCGCAUAGUCAAGUUCAACAAGACGCAGCCUCUGAUGGCGAUAGUCAUCUGAAGAAAACCACGGCUGAAGCUCAUGAUGCCGAGAUUGAGAAUGGCAGCAUCGAGGACUCGCCCUUUGACCAGGUCCAAGCUGUGGUCCCUCCCUUUGAUGACCCAGAACUUCCCGUCAACACCUUUCGAGGCUGGUUCUUGGGUAUUGUAUCGACGUUGAUCUUUUCUGGAAUCCUGCAGUUCUUUCAACUCCACUCUCCACCCAUUUUCUUGUCGUCCAACCUCGUCAUCAUCAUCACGUUGCCCGUCGGUCACUUCAUGGCCCGCGUCCUUCCGAGCACCGUCGUCCGUCUCCCGUUCGGAUGGGAGUUCAGUCUCAACCCGGGACCAUUUAAUCACAAGGAACACACCAUCACAGCCAUCAUGACUUCCUUGGUGUCUGCCUUUGACAACGGUUCCCUCGCUAGCGAUGUCUAUGUCGCCUUCGACAAGUUCCUCGGCAUCCCUAUAUCUCCGAGCUACCGGCUGCUGUUCCUGCUUUCGACGCAAGCUCUCAGUUUCGGUUUCGUUGGUUUAUUCUACCGCUUCCUAGUUCAACCAGCCUUUUGCGUCUGGCCCGGUGCCUUGCCCACGUGCUCCAUGAUAUACGGCUUUCACGAUUCCAAAUUCCAAAACGUCGUUGCUAACGGCUGGAAGAUGCAUCGAAUGAAGUUCUUCUGGGUAUUUACCGUGGCUGCUGCUACUUGGCAAGUUGUCCCGUCGUUUCUGUUUACUGCCCUGACAACUUUUGCCUGGAUCACUUGGAUCCGUCCCAACGAUGUCACUCUCAACCAAGUCUUUGGCGCGACUACCGGCAUGGAUCUUCUGCCUCUGACAUUGGACUGGAAUCAGAUCUCCGGAUAUCUGGGUACGCCUCUUGUUGUUCCAUCAUGGGCCAUCCUGAACGUUCUUGGGGGUAGCGUCUUCUUCCUUUGGAUUGUAUCACCCGCUUUGCAUUGGCAAAACGUGUGGUACGGCAGAUUCUUCCCCUUCUCCUCGUCAUCCACCUUUGACAAUACUGGAGCUCCUUACAAUACCUCUCGUGUCAUGAACCCCGAUUACAGCAUCAAUGACGAAGCGUAUGCCGAAUACUCACCAGUUUUCCUAUCCACGACAUCCGUACUCUCGUAUGGCUUGGGAUUUGCUUCGGUCACCUCGAUUCUUGUUCAUACGGCCCUGUACCAUCGAGAAAUGGUGUGGGGUGCUCUGAAGGCCACCAUUUCGAAGAAAGACAACCAUGAGGGGGAAGAUAUCCACGGCCGGCUCAUGCGUGCUUACAAACCAGUGCCUAUUUGGUGGUAUGCUGGUGUCUUUGCAGCUCUGAUUGGUAUCAGCAUGGCCUUCCUCUAUGUUGAGAACACACAGCUUCCUUGGUGGGGACUCAUCAUCAGCAUCUUGUUGAACAUUGUGCUGCUGGUCCCGAUUGGCUUGAUGAAGGCCACCUGCAACAUUACUGUCAACACGGGCGUCUUGGCUGCACUUAUUGGAGGCUUCAUCUGGCCAGGAAACAUGAUGAAUAACGUUGUUUUCAAGGUGUUUACCCUCGUGUGCACAUUUCAAGGUCUUGGAUACAUCCAAUCUAUGAAGAUGGGCUACUACAUGAAGAUUCCUCCUAGAAUUACCUUCACCGCCCAAAUACUCUCGAUACUCAUCUCGUGGCUGGUCCAAACAGGUGUCAACCUGUGGGCCAUGGCCAACGUCGAAGGCAUUUGCACUCCUGAAGCUGUUAAUGACUUCCGCUGUCCCUUGGCAAACGGAUACGCAGCCAACGCCGUGUUCUGGGGACUGAUUGGACCUACCAAGCUUUUCAAGUCGGGCUCUAUGUACAACAGCAUGCUCUGGUUCUUCUUGAUCGGAGCUGUGUUGCCAGUCAUUGUCUACUUGGCUGCUCGACGGUUCCCAAAGAACAAGCUCCUCCAGCAUACUCAUACUCCCGUCAUCUUUGCGUCGACGUCAUCCAUCCCGCCCGCCACCGCUGCCAACUGCAUCUCUUGGGGUCUUGUUGGACUCGCCUUCAACAUGUUGAUCAAGCGACGCUACCACGCCUGGUGGACCAAGUACAACUACCUUCUUUCCUCUUCACUGGACAGCGCUUUGGCUAUAACCACGUUCCUCGUGUUCUUCUGCCUCACUUACCCGGGUGUGUCCCUCCGCUGGUGGGGAAACUCUGUUCAAGACACCACUGCAGAUGGAAUGGGUGUGCCUCUGGAUACUGUUCCUAUGGGAGAGAUAUUUGGACCAUCUGAGUGGCUGUAG
Fusarium keratoplasticum is the source of this 2289-nucleotide messenger RNA. RefSeq lists its product as uncharacterized. Bases 1 to 2289 code for a protein of 762 amino acids. Gene Ontology annotation, biological process: transmembrane transport. The transcript has 6 exons. Lineage: Eukaryota; Fungi; Ascomycota; Sordariomycetes; Hypocreales; Nectriaceae. Gene Ontology annotation, molecular function: oligopeptide transmembrane transporter activity. The record is from RefSeq and is a predicted model, not a curated record.